GCAGACGAGUACAAGAGAUAAGACAUGGCUCACUUCAGACGCAAUUGGCUCACGUUCGGACGCGAUUGACACAACCACACCGCGUGCAGCACCAUAUAACAGAUCAUCACCAUGAUGAAGAACUUUAGCGUUGCUAUCAACUGCCCCUUGCCAGCUGAGAUAUCGAUCAAGGAUGUCAAACGGGGCAUCCAGAGGCUCAGCGGGACGUUCCAUGAACGGGUCCUCUCAACCACCGACGUGUUAUGCACUUCUGAGGAUCGCGACCGAGAUUCACCACAGACUCGCCUCCAGGUGGCACGGCAAGGCGGUGUCACUGUCUCUUUCGACUGGCUUCAAGAUUCAUUCGCAGCUGGCCGCUUUGUGGACCCCCUUGAAUAUCCCAUCUCUCAAGAACCAUGGACCCUUCGCGGGGAGGAUGAGGAAAACAGUGAGAAAGAAAUUGAGGAAGAGAGCGGGGAAGCGAUUGUGGGAGAAGUUGAGGAAGAGAGCGAGGAAGAGAGCGAGGAAGAGAGCGAGGAAGAGAGCGAGGAAGAGAGCGAGGAAGAGAGCGAGGAAGAGAGCGAGGAAGAGAGCGAGGCGCAACGCGUGGAAUGCUGUGGCAAUAUCACCAUCCUACUCCGAAUUCUCUACUUCCGUGUGAUGAAGGCGGUCGAAAAAGAAACGGAGGGCGAGAGUGACGCAGAGCGCAUGGAAUGCAUUGACCAUAUCAAUGCUAUAUUUCGUUGCUUAGAAGCUACCUUGUCGACAGCGGUUGGGGAAAACAUGGAAGGCAAGAGUGAGGCAGGAAGAGAGUGACGAGAGUGAGGAGAGUGAGGAAGACCGUGAGGAAAGUGAGGAAGACCGUGAGGAAAGCGAGGAAGAAACCACCCUGGCUCGAUUCGACCCCGGGAGGCCUUUGUAUAACUGUGGCAUUGUCGUAGCCGACGAAUCCCCUUAUAUGACCAAGGCGCAGCUUGAGAAAGAAGUCGUUCAUCUUGGAGGGGUAUCAUUAUUUAGUCUCUCGAAGGAUACUACUCACUUUGUGGCCUCGCGAGCGACAUACAACAAGCUUCCGCAAGCUGU
This is a messenger RNA of Verticillium dahliae VdLs.17, 1062 nucleotides long. RefSeq lists its product as uncharacterized. NCBI's taxonomy places the organism in Eukaryota, Fungi, Ascomycota, Sordariomycetes, Glomerellales, Plectosphaerellaceae. The record is from RefSeq and is a predicted model, not a curated record. The coding region runs from base 112 to 795 and encodes 227 amino acids. The transcript has a single exon.